Molecule: messenger RNA, 955 nt
Organism: Haemorhous mexicanus (house finch)
Lineage: Eukaryota; Metazoa; Chordata; Aves; Passeriformes; Fringillidae
Gene: MZB1
Product: marginal zone B and B1 cell specific protein
Exons: 4
Coding region: 113-691 (192 amino acids)
Biological process (GO): regulation of B cell proliferation
Cellular component (GO): endoplasmic reticulum chaperone complex; extracellular region
Source: RefSeq, a predicted model, not a curated record
GGCGCCUCCCGCCAGUCCCGGGGGGUUUGUAGCCCGCCCUGGGGCUUGUAGCCCGGCCGGGGGGUUUAUAGCCACCCCACGCCUCCGCCCCGCGCUUUCGGAGCGCGCCAGGAUGCGGGCGGCGCUGGCAGCGUGGCUGGUGCUGAGCCUGCUGGGGGGGACAGGGGCCGAGGACACGUGCGGGGACCCCCCCGCAGCCCCGUCCCGCUCCGUCCCCGCGCCCCAGCUCAGCCCCGAGGAGCGGCUCUCGCCCCACAUGCCCGAAUCCCUGCGCUGUGACGCCUGCCACGCCAUCGCCUUCCAGAUUGAGGAGCAGCUGCGCAAGGCAGAAGGGAAGGUGGGCAAGAAGGCUCUGAAGGAGUCGGACUACAUAGAGGUGCUGGAGAGGAGCUGCUCACAGGACUGGGAGAGUUACGGGGUGCUGGAGCUGGACGGGGAGAAGCGGCUGUCGGGGCCGGGGCUGCCGGGGCAGCAGCCCCUGAGCGUGCUGGUGUCGGGGGGACCGUGGCCGAGCAGGCUCUCCAAGCUGUGCCACGGCUACGUGGGCGAGCGGGGCGAGGCGCAGAUCUACGGCGCGCACCGGCGGGGCCCGGCCGCGCUGCGGCAGCUGCUGUGUCACGGCGACAAGGGACCCUGCGCUGGCCGCAAGGAGCGCCCGGACCCCCGCAAGGCGCUGCAGAACGAGCUGUAGCCCGGCGUGGUUAAUGCUUAAUGCCCCGGUGACCUGCGGACUUCGUCCCCAGCGGGAGGCGACACGUGCCGGGAGGUGGGAGCCUUGCCGGUGUCGCCUGUCACCGAUGUCGCCGCUGUCGCUCGAGGCCCGGCCCGGCCGUGCCAGCAGCAGCGCGGACUCCGUCCCGGCGAGCGGGGAAUUACUCUGUAACCCACGGGCUCUAAUGUUUCACCGGGGCGCUGCUCCGGGCGGGUGCAGCCCCAAUUAAAGGAGUUAAUGGCU